UCACCCCUUAUCACUGACAGCAUAAACAUAGCUAAAAAAAAAAUAAUAAUAAUAAAUAAAAUAAUAAUAAUAAUUAUAAUAAUAAAACAUAAUAAUCAGUUUAAUGCUGUUUUAAAGCAGGAAACAUUUAUUCUGCUUGUGGCUGAAAUCAAAAGCCCUGCUUGUAAUAUAGAUCAGCUGACACAUGCAGACCCUCCCACCUCUGCUUACAUUGCACAUACCUUUUGUGUAGCAGCCUCAGUCUAUGAGGAGGAAACAGAGAGAUCCCUUCUGUAACAGAGGCAGCAGGACUGAAGGACACCUAUCUUUGCCAGUGACGCAACCCGUAACGAGCUUGGAAACUAUACGUUAAGAUGGUUGUGACACUGGAAUUCCAGUCCGCAAGCUUCUUUUGAAGAACAGAAGUUGCUUCCAAUUGUUUACAUCAAAGCUGGAAGAUCUCUGGGCUCACAAGAGAGGAGAGAAUAAAAAAGAACACAGUGACUGGCAUUUGCUUGAUUUGCAUCAGGGAUAAGGCUGCAAGGCAAAGCUAGGAAAGCGGAAAGGACUUUGAACAAAAUCAAAUUUAAAAGAUACUUAACAGAAGCUGCUUGAGGUCUUGAAGAUCAUUGCUUUUUUUGUCCUACUGCUUAUGCUAAAUAUAGGUUACAGUAAUAUCUGGGGAUCAAAAUGAAUUCAACCGAGAGUCGACGGGAAGCUUUAAAAGCCCCCCAAACGAACAUGGAAGUUCCCACAUCAUCAACGAAUUCUACAGAAGCCAUGACUCCUGGCGUGGGAACAGAUAAUCAUUUUUCUAAGUUGAAAGAAAGGUUAAUGAACGAGCUGAAUAAAAUUCCACUACCACCUUGGGCCUUAAUAGCAAUAGCCAUAGUCGCUGUCCUUUUGGUUCUCACAUGCUGCUUUUGCAUCUGCAAGAAAUGUUUAUUCAAGAAGAAGAACAAGAAGAAGGGGAAAGAAAAGGGUGGGAAGAAUGCUAUAAACAUGAAAGAUGUCAAGGAUUUAGGGAAAACCAUGAAGGAUCAGGCAUUAAAGGACGAUGACGAUGACGAUGCAGAAACUGGCUUGACUGACCAAGAGGAUAAGGAAGAACCUAAAGAAGAGGAGAAGCUUGGGAAACUUCAGUACUCUUUAGACUACGAUUUCCAAAAUAAUCAGCUGAUGGUAGGAAUCAUUCAGGCUGCGGAACUCCCUGCUUUAGAUAUGGGAGGUACGUCUGAUCCCUAUGUGAAGCUUUUCCUUCUGCCUGAUAAAAAGAAGAAAUUUGAAACAAAAGUCCACAGAAAAACUCUUAACCCAGUCUUCAAUGAACAGUUCACUUUCAAGGUACCCUACGCCGAGCUGGGUGGAAAAACAUUAGUGAUGACAGUAUAUGACUUUGAUCGAUUUUCCAAACAUGACGUCAUUGGGGAAGUGAAAGUACCUAUGAACACAGUAGACUUUGGUCAUGUUACUGAAGAAUGGCGGGACCUUGUGAGUGCUGAAAAAGAAGAGCAAGAGAAACUGGGUGACAUCUGCUUCUCCCUCCGUUAUGUACCAACGGCUGGCAAACUGACAGUUGUUAUUCUUGAGGCGAAGAACCUAAAAAAGAUGGAUGUUGGUGGUUUAUCAGAUCCUUAUGUGAAAAUUCAUCUGAUGCAAAACGGCAAAAGACUAAAGAAAAAGAAGACGACUAUUAAAAAGAAUACUCUCAAUCCUUACUACAACGAGUCGUUCAGCUUUGAAGUACCAUUCGAACAAAUUCAGAAAGUGCAAGUUGUUGUGACUGUUUUGGACUAUGACAAGAUUGGCAAAAAUGAUGCUAUUGGAAAAGUGUUUGUAGGCUACAACUGUACUGGAGCAGAGCUCCGGCAUUGGUCGGAUAUGUUGGCAAACCCAAGGCGACCCAUUGCACAGUGGCACACCUUAGCACCUGAGGAAGAAGUAGACGCAAUGCUCGGAGUCAAGAAAUAAGGAAGAACGUGUCUGCAGUUGCCCAUAUAGUGCUUUUUAGCCAGUUUAUAUGUAAAUACCUCAGUAGUAUGGGUCCUUUCAUGUCUUUUCAUGCAUACCUAAUCCAGGUCAUUUGUACCUAUUCAUUUAUUUGCACAAAUUUAAAUGUCCUUACUUCCCUAUAAAAGAAAAACACAUAAUGUGCACCAGACAACUGCCCCCUUAAUAUUCUUUUAAGCAAUAUAAUGUGUAGAUAGAGCAUGACUCAAUUUAUUAUGAUCACACAAUCUUGUAUAUAUACCAGUAUGCCAACAUUUAUUUCCUGUCCUUGUAUUUGUAUGUUGUAAGCGUUUCUUAAUAUGUGCAUUCUUAGCUGUUUUUAAUAAGAUGUUCUAUUUUAAAUUAUGUAAAUUAACUAAAUAUAGAAGAAUUUAAAAAUAUAUUACAGGUUAACUAUUGUAUCGUCCGCAUUCCAGAAGAAAUUCCAACUUAUAAGGCACUAGUAAAGUUGUACUGAUAUCUUAAAGGACAACUUAAAUCUGACCUUCACCUACCUACAUUAGAUUUUUAGAAAAAUGAUACAUUUCACAAUUCUAGUGAGAAACUUAGUUCACAAUUGUAGACUUCUGUCAGGAGGCAACCUACAUGGUGAAAAGAGCUGAGUGUCUGACCUCAAACACCCAUGGUCACUAGUUGCCAAGUUCUUAGCAUAUGUAUAUAGGUGAGACGUGAAACCCUGCGUUCUUACAGUAGAGGGAAUGAUGGAGUGAUGGGAGCAUUGAUCUUUAACCAAUAUAUAUAUAUAUAUAUAAAUAUAUAUAGAAUACAGCUAGCUUAUGGGUGACCGAGUAAAGGGUUAUUGUUAAUGUCACAUGAGAUUUGCUUUUGUAAAAAGCAACAAUUGUUCAUAAGCCAACCAUUUCUGUGAAUUUAAGCUUUAGAUAAAAUGUACAUUGUGCGUGGUGUCUGCAUGAUGAUUCUGCAUUGCAUCUAUACUCUGUGUGUAUACAUUGUACAUUGAAGAACAAAGUUAUCUUGUUCUCAAAUAGGUUGUGAGGCAUACUGAACAUAUUGUUAGUAAAGCAUUUGUGUAGUACAUCUACAUUUUCAUAGUUAACAAACAGUAUUGUGACCCAAUAUAUAAAGACGAAACUGAUUUAGCCAUAAUUCUGAAUGCACUUCAAGUAAGCCAAAACAGCUAGUGACCUUUUUUAUAUACUAUUUGUAUAUUGAGUUUUAAUUUGUCCUUUAAAAAAAUGGUAUAAAACAAAGAGUAAGUGCUAGCGAACAGGCGCACCCUCUUGUGUAUACUAGUUGCUCAUUUCAGGAGGAGUUUUUAAAUGUUUUCAAUGUUAUUAAGUAGUAAAUGGCACUAUUAUAAAGCUAUUAGUCAUUCCAUAAGAGUCUUUAAAGACUGCUCUGUGCAUCACUGUGACUGCCGUGUGUGCUUAGAUGAAUCUUAGUUCUCUCAGUGGAUAGCAAUCAAAUUUAUAGUGAUAUUGUACUGAUACUGCCAUCUCUUUCUACCGCACUGCAAAUGGAGAGCAUAGCACAAAUAGGUUAGAAUGGACCAAUUUGAAACUGGGCGCUAUGCCGGGACCUGGUUACAUAGAAUAGGUAGAUUACACAGCGAUUUAAUAAGCACUGUGCAAUAUAAUUCACAAACUCACCAUCAUUGUAGACUGCAUAGAUAGUCGUGUUAGUCCAUUAAUUUACAAGCCAAACUAGAGUAUAGUAGUAUGGAGUGAGAUCUUUUUAUAUUGGACUAAUAAUCAUUUUUAAAAUAUUGCAUCUAGUCUGAAGAAUAUGUAAAGGGACAUUGCAGAAGCUAUAUCAAUUACAUCUCAUUAAAGUGGUUAUGGUGCCUGAAAUUCAGUGUGAAACCAUUUUCAUGCAAUUUAAAAGUAGAUAAGAGUCCAUGGCCACCCACAGUCAGGGCCCCUACUGGAGGUAUGGCUAAGGCAGAGGCUACACACUUCUUGCUAGCCAUACCAAUUCAUAUCAACAAUGGGUACUUUGAAUGGCUGGAAGUGGUCAGAUUAUACUUUCACCCAAUCACAACUAUCAGUUGCUGCUAAUGUGAAUGCUUACUCAGGAGGCCAAGCGGCACAGAGGCGAUGGGCUGCUGGGGACUCUUGUUUAGCAUUUGAACAUUAAAAAAAUGGCUAAACACUGAAUGGAAGGAUGGUGCUAGUAAACUCCAAACACUAUAACUGCUAUAAUGAGAUUAGACAUUUAGCAAGAGCUUGUCUAUAAAUAUGUAUUGUUAGUACAAUAAAAAAAAAACUGCAGACUUCAAUACUCUUGUACUCUUGUUAUUUUGGUACAUCUAUAUAUCAUAAAGCAUGGAUUGACCAUGUUAGACUACCAGUCAAUUGCUGGACUACAUUUAGACUACUACUACUAUUAGAGUAUAACUGAAGUAGUGGUUCAUCAACAGCCAGAGCUGAUCCAAGAUUUCCUAACCCUGUUCUAUCAUAUCAUUUGAUAAGUGACACCAUAAUAAUUUAUUAGUGAGAAUUUUCAGUCCGUUGCACAGAACAGGAAAGAAUUUCACAAAUCUUUAUAAUUUUAAAGAUAUUUUGCUGAAUUAUAGCAAAAAAAAAUACAAAAAACAUCACAAAAAAAUAAAUAAACAGGGCAUUAUACCCUCAAGAUAUGUGUACUUUGAAAUAUUUUUUAAAGAAUGGUUGUUACUAAAACAACUAAAUUUUAUCAGUAAUAUUAACAUGUUCAUAUACUACUGCCAAGGUGAAAGUUAUCUUUUUAGGGCUUUUAUCGAAAAAAAUACACUGGUAAAAUAUCCAAUAUAAAUAUUUUUGUGUCAAUAUUUAUAUGUUAUGUUUGCAGCAAUUAAUUUGAAAAAAAAAAUACUUUAAUAAUUCAUGGACCACCUUGUUGAGGAUGUUAUCAUUCCAAGCAGUAAUAGCCUUAGUAACACCCCUGCUUUCUAAGACCCUGGGUUUAAAAAAAGGCACAACAAGGUAGAACAGGUCAUAGACGUAUAUGCUGCAUAAUCUGAAAUAAGAAGUUAAUAUGCUUUUAAAACAACUUAAAAUGACCAAAACCCAUCCUACUAUUUCAGCAAUUUUUCUAAUUUGAUUUUUAUAUAUUUAUAUUUUUUUCCCUUUGUUUAUAUGUAGAGAUGUCCCGAACAGUUCGCCGGGAACUGUUUGCCUGCGAACAUAGCUUGUUCGCGAGCGAACAUAGCUUGUUCUCGGUCACUGCGGCGGGCGAACAUAUGCGAUGUUUGGUCUGCCCCCUAUUCGUCAUCAUUGAGUAAACUUUGAUCCUGUACCUCACAGUCAGCAGACACAUUCCAGCCAAUCAGCAGCAGACCCUCCCUCCCAGACCUUCCCACCUCCAUGACGAAUAGGGGGCGGACCGAACAUCGCAUAUGUUCGCCCUCCUUGGCGACCACGAACAAGCUAUGUUCGCUGGCGAACAGUUCCCGGCGAACUGUUCGGGACAUCUCUAUUUAUAUGUCUAAUGGAUAUGCUCAAAAUGCAGGUUCAUAUUGCCUGAGGAACAUUGUUAAACAUAUUAUCUUUUUCCCAUACUGCCUAAUCUUAUUGCAAGACAGUGAUAUAAAUCACCUACAGAACCUGCUAUUUGACCAACGUAUGGUUUUAUCCAUAGAAAAAGCCACAUCUACCUUCUUGGACAAAGCUGUGUAAAGUCUUAGAAUCUGAUGCUGUAGAAAUCCUAGUUGCCUUUGUGUACACUUACUGCCUGCUUGGGUGUUUCUAUGUGUGAGUUUUUCUCUUGUAUCUCGUAGAAAUGUUCGGGUGUUUUAUCUUGCCAUAUUGCUCGUGACCCGCGAGCUGACAAAAGUUUUGCUGUGUAUACCUUCAUUUUUGACAAAGUGGUUCCAAUUUAAUUUCACUUUGUGUAGUGAACCCCACAGUAGAGUUUUCUGAUUGUUGUUAAAAAAAACUUCUUGACAUAUUCAACAAAUAUUCAAUAAAAAUAUUUUAUUUCCGG
Molecule: messenger RNA, 5913 nt
Organism: Pelobates fuscus (common spadefoot toad)
Lineage: Eukaryota; Metazoa; Chordata; Amphibia; Anura; Pelobatidae
Gene: SYT1
Product: synaptotagmin 1
Exons: 13
Coding region: 670-1950 (426 amino acids)
Biological process (GO): cellular response to calcium ion; synaptic vesicle endocytosis; calcium ion-regulated exocytosis of neurotransmitter
Cellular component (GO): axon; plasma membrane; dense core granule
Molecular function (GO): syntaxin binding; calcium ion binding; clathrin binding
Source: RefSeq, a predicted model, not a curated record